GCGUGUGAGCGUUUCGACUAGAGUUCCAUCAACCGAGACCGUCGCCCUUCGACACAUCUCAUCUACCUGCGUACUACUCCCCGGCCUAAAUUUUCUGUCGUGAUGAGGACCAUGGCGCUGCUGCUGCUGGUGUCGCUGCUGGCGGCGGCGGCGGCGGCCACGAGCAACACAUCUGACAACGUGCACAAUGAGAGGGGCGAGGAGGAGACGCGGCGGAUCUUCCUGGUGUGGAAGGCCGAGCUCGGCAAGACCUACAGCUCCGCCGCCGAGGAGGAGCGUGCGUACAGCAUGUUCAAGCACCGCCUCCGCGACAUCGACCAGGGGUGGCACGAGGACGGCUACUCAGCUUGGUCCUGGAACAGGGAGAGGAGCGAGGAGGAGACCCGGCGGAUCUUCGCAGAGUGGAAGGCCACCAACGACAAGAUGUACAGCUCCAUCGACCACGAGAAGCACCGGUACGCCAUAUUCAAGGACGCCCUCCGUCAAGUCGAUCGGAACAACGCCGGCUACGCCAUAGGGGUCGACACUAACCACCAGGGCAUCAACGGGUUCACCGAUCUCACCCUAGAGGAGUUCAGCGUCGUUUGCAGCGGGUUCAUCCUGGAGGGCUUCGAGCCAUCGCUGGCUGACUUAAGGAGGGAGGCCGAGAUCCAGGAGCGCUUGCGGCUAGUAUAUGCCCCUCCAUCCCUUUGGGCUUAUUGACAUCAAAGAUAUCAUUUAUCCGUUUUGCUAAGUCUUAGUCCAAGGCUUCGUUAUUUCUCAAUCGGUACUAUAUCCCUUAGAUCUUGCGUGGAGAUUCCUACAAAGUUUUUUUUUUCCAGUUUUUUCCUUUUCGUUCUUAUAUGUAUAUCACUUGAGUGAGACUUGAUUAAAGUCUUAGAGACCUAGCCACA
Messenger RNA from Triticum aestivum (bread wheat), 893 nucleotides. RefSeq lists its product as uncharacterized. NCBI's taxonomy places the organism in Eukaryota, Viridiplantae, Streptophyta, Magnoliopsida, Poales, Poaceae. The record is from RefSeq and is a predicted model, not a curated record. The coding region runs from base 103 to 702 and encodes 199 amino acids. The transcript has a single exon.